AUGGGCGAUACAGCCUCGGCUUCGACAGACAUUGCAGACGCGCAGGCACUCCUUAGCCUGUGCGACGAUGCAUACCAGCAAAGACGAGUUCCGGCGUUCUUUGAUCAAAUAAUGGUCCCAGAGCACGACUUUGUAGGGGCGGACCCGGCACUGCCUGCACCUGAUCUGACGAUGUGGCUACCUGAUACGGACUGGGUUGGGGAAAUCGAUCUGUUCAACAACGAUUUUGGUCUUUCGAUUGGUCAAACGUUCGAAUCCCAGCAAAUCUUGGAUAACUUCUUCGCUCCAGCCGCUCCAACCGAAACGCCUGAUCGUACUUCACGAAGCCGCGCUGCCACCGAACGUGGAGAUGAGGCAAGGAGACGAUCUGCAAUCUUUGAGCAAUCACCAUGGCUAUGGGUACCGACUCGCAACCAGCACGCAUUCAGUGAGCACGACGGCGUCACUAUCGAUGAACAACAUAUUGAUAUUGCUACGUCGCCGCAUGAGCCGUGCUCAUCCAUCAUCGCCAUCUCAGACAGCCUGUCUCAAGGUGCUCGAGAUCGUAUCUUUCAGCUGGUCUCAAAAACUUCAGCAAGUCGCAUUAUAAUACCAUCCUUUCCUUCCGCGGAUUGCCUUGACAAGCUGAUCAAAGUCGGCAUCGCCAAGAGAAUGGAGACGGACGCUUGGAUACAUCCCUAUACCUUUGACAGUGAAAGCUCUAGGCUAGAAUUACUCGUUGCUCUAAUAGCUGCGGGUUGCAUCUGCUUUGGUCUUCCUUCAGUCAACCGCACAGGUCUUGUACUCCAGGAGAUUGUGAGGGUUGCCCUACAAAACCUCACAGAACGAGACAACAGCGCCUUCCGCGAUCUGCAGUACCUCCAGGCUUCUAUGAUUUGGCUAGAUAUUGGUGCUUUUUGCGGAUACCAGCGAAAGAUGGAGAUCGCUGAGAGCAACUUGCUUCAAUUAGUGACGGCAAUGCGACGCGCGGGAAGAUACGACAAAGUCGCAUAUUCAUCCAUACUUCCUAACAUUGAUGAUAAUGCAGAUGAGAACGAACGCAAGUGGCGCGAGUGGGUCCAGUUUGAGUCCUACAAGCGGCUUGCCUGCCACCUUUUCGAACAUGACAUGGACAUGGCCAUGGUAAAACAUCGUAACCCAUUGCAUUCGUAUUCUGAGAUGAGCUUUCCCUUGCCCUUCUCCCGUUCGCUUUGGCUUGCUCCCUCCGCAGAGGUUUGGCGAUCAAGGAUGCUGAGCAUGAGUACCAUUGGGGGGCUACCAUCGCUGCACGGCAUGCUGAAGGAUGAGGACCCGAUUACAUACCUCUCUCCGGCCGUUGACUCUCAGGUUGCUCGGUCCGUGUAUCUACAUGGAGUGGCAGCACAGAUAUGGGAGCACUCAAAGCAAUGCGCCCUCAUUCAUGAAGAUUGCGAUCCAUCUUUGCAGCUCUGGCUAAGAUCGCGACACCAGAAGAUAUACAACCUGCUCCAAAGGUUUUCACUACCUGGAGACUCAACCUUCGCGUAUACUCGCACCCUGCAUGCUUUCCUUCAAAUGUAUCUGCAUACUUCGGUGGACACCAUUACGCGUUUUGCGGGCAAAUGCGGGGAAGAAGAAGCAAACCGUGCUUACACCCUCCUCCAGCCAUGGAGCCAAACCAAGGAUGCCCGCAUUGCGAUAUACCAUGCCGGUCAGGUUUUGCGUGCCGCGCGCGAAGUCCCUAAUCAUCAACUUCGGGGCCAGGAUGCCCUUAUGACUCACCAUUCUAUCAUGGUGUUGUGGACAUACAGUAUGAUGAUGAGCGAUCGCGCACGCCGAACUGGCGGGAAUACCCCUGUACGGCCAGCUCCAUCUGACGCCUCCCAUGGCCCCAAGGUUUUCCUAGAUGUGCAUCCCUCGGUCAAUUCCGAUCAUGUUGAUGCGUUUAUUCACAAGGAUGUUGGGAAGCCGUGUCUCACUACUAUCCCAUCUACUACACAAGACACUCUCCGAGGGAUCAGUUCAACAGAGCAGGUCUGCGAUCUCCGAUCCCCGUCACAAAUCAUGGAGAUAGGUGUGGAGCUUCUCGAUGCAAAGCAUCCGGAAGUUGAGCGGAAGAUCAAACCGCCUCUCUUGAGAGCGCUGUGCAAUCUUAUGGAGGGACUUGGACGCUUGCGUUAG
Molecule: messenger RNA, 2139 nt
Organism: Paraphaeosphaeria sporulosa
Lineage: Eukaryota; Fungi; Ascomycota; Dothideomycetes; Pleosporales; Didymosphaeriaceae
Product: C2H2 type zinc finger domain-containing protein
Exons: 5
Coding region: 1-2139 (712 amino acids)
Biological process (GO): DNA-templated transcription
Molecular function (GO): zinc ion binding; DNA binding
Source: RefSeq, a predicted model, not a curated record